This is a messenger RNA of Ilyonectria robusta, 927 nucleotides long. RefSeq lists its product as uncharacterized. The record is from RefSeq and is a predicted model, not a curated record. The transcript is spliced from 2 exons. Gene Ontology annotation, molecular function: protein binding. NCBI's taxonomy places the organism in Eukaryota, Fungi, Ascomycota, Sordariomycetes, Hypocreales, Nectriaceae. Bases 1 to 927 code for a protein of 308 amino acids.
AUGUCUUGCGAGAGCCUCGAACUCCAGGACCAUGUGUCUCUCCUCUCACAUCGACCACACAUCCUCCUCAGCGCAAUGAUUACGAUCCCAAAUCCACCAGCAUCUCUCGAUACUGAAAUCGACACUCAAGGCUCAUCACUUGGGGAACUUGACAUAUUACCUACCGAGGUCUUAUUCUUCGUCCUACAAGCACUCGAUUUGAAGUCCAUCUCCCGAGUUUCUCGCGUUUCCCGUCGGGGCACUGUGAUCGUCAAGUCUCUUGCCGCAUAUCGAAAUUUACUCGACAAGGCGCCGGAAGCAUUAGCAGCCCUCAGCCAGACAAAGCUCUUGGGCGUCCAUUCCGUCUCUCAGCUUCAUGAUACCCUCCGGGCUGAUCGCUGUGCGACUUGUUCAGAGUACGGCACUUACCUUUUUCUUCCGACAUGCGAGAGGUGUUGUUGGGAGUGCCUGUGCAUCAAUCCGGCAUGGAGAGUGAUUUCUCCUGGGCAGGCUGCAAGAUACUUCGUGAUGCAUACCAUCCCCGGCCGUUACGGAAUUUUUGAGGAGAUCUCACGAAUAUCUCACAAGCUUGUGAGUGCGAGAAUGGCAAGGGACCUGGGGGUUUUGAAACACGGUUCUGCAGAAGAGAUGGCAAAAGCUGUGAAUCCGCACAAAACUGGACUGGCCCUGGUCACAGUAAGAUUCCUCCAACGCUCGACAACAGGUGCUCCCCGCCAGGACCCUUUGACUGUGCCAGAUCAGGGGAACGUCCCCAACGACUACUUCUUCGGCAUGGCAACUAUUCAUUUCCCCUCCAUUCCAGCACCAGAGAUUAUUGAGAAUGGACUUUGGUGCAGGGGAUGCGAACUCACGCUCAAAGAAUACACAGACACCUAUUCGGCGACGAGAGCCAUGUUGAGGAGAGUGCCUCGACCCUGUCCUCCUUGA